GUAGUAGUAGAAUGAAUCCUGACCGAUGUGGGUGAGAGGCGCGUCUCGAUUAAUCUAGGAAAAGUUCCUUGACGGUUCAUUUUUCUUCGCAUUUUCAUCUCUUCCCAUCAUAAUAGUUGAUGUCGUGCCAGAUCUCUACGGCAUCUUGGUUUGAAUCUUCCUCGUUGACCAGUUGCGUCUAAUAAUCUUGGGCUGGGCAAAUGUCGCACAGUUGCGGUUAUAUUACAAUUGCUGAGUCGUAGACGGCCGAGAAUAUUCAGUCGGUGUGUUGGCUUGUGAGAUUCUAAUGCCGCAGAUUGCCUUGCGUCCUCUUGCGCAUUAAUAGCCGACCGUGCCUACAUCGUCCCUUUUUGUCCUCCGGCGUCGCCGCACGAAGAUGGGCUCGACUAUGCUGGAGGACCGAGCAUCGAAGCUUUCGCGAUUACUUCACUCCCGGUCAACCUCCAACAUGUUCGAUAUUGCCAACGGCUCUCACACUAUCCACAGGAGCGGCUCGCCAUCAAACUCUCAUGUAUCAUCUCAACGUCAUAUCAACACGCCGGUGAGUGAGAGCGGGAGAUGGUCAAUCAAAUCACUGAAGAGGGAAUGGAAAGCCAGAACUCAUACCCGUUCGUUGUCUCACUUCCCAGACGGCAGAGUAGUAGAUAAAACGAUUGGUGAGUAUAGAGAUCCAGUGGCAACUUUACCAUAUCAAAAUGGCCGGAUCUCGCGUUUGAGGUCGAGGUCAUCCUCUGGCGUCCUCCUCGGCGGUCGGGUGGCGGGUCACCAAGAGUGGCCAGAGAGAAGCUCGUCAAGAAAGGGUUGGGGGCAUCCGCUGAGGACGAGCGUUUCCUCAAAGACACUUUCGCGGAUAAUUUGCUCGGAGGAUACAACGCCAGAGAUGCAGUUCCCGGUUAGGAAAGAUAUCAGUCGGUCUAGGUCAUCGACGAGGGUAGCUGCCGAACCCACAGGGGCAUAUUAUGGUUAUCAGCCCACGGUUCAGGUUAAGCCGCCUGCAUCAGAUAGUGGGCUCGAUGACAGAAAUGGAGCGAGCCCGCGAAAAGUCCCGACCCAGUCCAGACCCCUUCAACGCCCCACGCUUUCCAGGGGAGCAUCCAAGAAUUCAUUAACAAUAUCGAUCGAAAACCACGGGCAACGACCUGAGCAAUCAAACCUAGCUUAUCCGGGAACCUCAACCUCUUCUCAGCAAGCAGCUGAAAGAGGGUUUCUUCCACAACAAACUCUUGCACCUCCUAAAGAUCAUCUGCUGCCCGAUUCUCCUGGCUUUCCUAAGAUGCUGGCAGCAAUGACCUUCCCCUCUCCGCCAACAACCCCAAGACCGCCCUCAUCAGACAGAAGUAUCGGCUCAAUAAUACCUUGUCAAGCAAGCACCGCUGACCCCCCGACCGUGCGACCUCGGACAUCGAGUAAGCGCGCAUGCACAUCCAGUGCAUUGCCUGCGGCUUCACUCAACGAGCUAUUGAUGCAAGAUAUGAGGCCGGUUAUCAACCCUGCAGGCCUUGACGACGCGUCUUAUCCUGCAUUUCAGUCGGAGGAAUGGCCAACAGCCAGAAUGGAGAGCACCUCGGCGCCAAAGGAUAGAGAGACAGAGGACACGCCAUUGGAUGUUGACGAGUUGAAAUAUUGGCCUUCGACCGGUACAUAUUCCACUCCGGCCGGGACAGCAAGUGAUUCGGUCACUCCUACGACAAGUGAUAACGCAAAUUCUCUGCGAGAGUCCCUAGUGAGCGAGUUCACGACCACAACUAACUCUCACCGGGGAUCCCCCACUGCUGUCAGCUCUAAGACGUGCACUACCGAUGGAAAUGAGGUCACCUCGUACCCUAAAGGAGCGACUCACCGCUUUUGCCACUCGCUUCCAACAAUAACUCCAAGUCUAGCGAAGUCUUGUUAUAACCAGUAUCUAGGUUCCACGGACCUAGGACUUCGGGGUUAUAACAAGAACUUAGGUGCCAAGACCAUGACAAACAUGCAAAUAGCAAGUUUCGUGGACGGGCGAAAGAGUAUCUUGGAGAGAAGAAUGGCACGGAGGGCCAAGGUACAGGCCUACAAGAGACGAGACCUGGAUGCAGCCAAACUAGCUCUUAGGACUGCUGUAUUAGGAUCGAUGGGACUCGAGUCUAAUGAUUCCCCCAUUCUAGGAUGGUUUCCUGACAACGUCGCUCAUCCACGAAAACUAUCACAGCUAGAACCAUCCCAUAUGCGUACUGGGCAUAUAGUGUCCAUUAUGAAUGGAUCAUGUGACGAGUCCCCUCUACUUGGAGAAGAUCCGACUUCGUCAAAGGGGGGACAGAUAGCCCCAGGUAGAUGGCCCGAGGCACUUCAACCCACAUCGGCAACAUCUGGUCCAAGUAAUGACUGGAAGGUUUCUCCUAUGAUGAUGAUGGAGAUAGUUCCGGAAUAUGCUUCGGUUCUGAGGCGACGACAGGCACCAGAUGAAAUUUCUUUGUCACCUAUCAUGGUUGUUGCAGACCUCGAAUCUCAGCCAGGCUCACCAGUACUGUCCGUAUCUUCGGUACACUCUCUAGGAACCACGAAUGCGUCUUCCAGACCAGCCCUUAAACAUAGGCUUAAGAUAAUACCACAGACCCGUCCCAGGCCCGUGUCAGUCAUGAUGCAUCGAAACCCUACAACGGGCGAUAUCGAGCGGACUAUAUCAAGCACUAACAAAGCCAAUCGUCACAGCUUCACAAGCAUGCCAUCACUGCCGCCAUCGCCUAGCUCCCCGACGAUUAGAAGAAGAAGCCACUCACCAGGGGUUUUCUCAUGGACGCAGUCUCCCAUAGUGUGGGAUUCCACCAUAGCGUUCGAACAUUUAGUGCCAGAUACGACCAAUCAAAAGAACGGCAACAAAGACAGGUGGUGCGCAACAUCAAUGAAGGAACGACUGCAAAGAGAAAAGUUGGCAAGAGAGGAGGAAAUAUCCCAAUUGGUCGAAAAAACGAUCAAUGCCACAAAGCCCGAGGAGCCCAGUGGAGGAGAGACGGAAAAGUCCCAAGGGGAACACAUUGAGCAACAAAUCGAAGGGAGGAUACGACGUUUGGAAGAGAAUGGAGACGCUUGGCUCCGCGUCGUGAAGGGGUUAUUGGAAAACAUGACAAAAACUCUUCAUGACAUAAAAGAAGAAAACAAUCCAAGGGGAUUAACGAUGAAUGAAUUUACCGUAAACCUUGAAAUGGAAACAAACCAAAAAUCGGUCUUUACACCCGUCGUUUCUUCCCCGAUUCUAAUUAAUUUCAAUAAAAAUUAUAAAAAUAAAAUAUAA
Molecule: messenger RNA, 3265 nt
Organism: Annulohypoxylon maeteangense
Lineage: Eukaryota; Fungi; Ascomycota; Sordariomycetes; Xylariales; Hypoxylaceae
Exons: 1
Coding region: 377-3265 (962 amino acids)
Source: RefSeq, a predicted model, not a curated record